AUGUUUCAUAGACGCCAUGCGGAGCGAACUGCGCAGCUUUGGCUGCAGAAAUUACGAGAGUCGCCAGCGAACAAAAGGCUCAAUCUGAUAUACCUGGCAAAUGAGGUUGCGCAGCAGUCUAAAGCGAGGCGCAAGGAAGACUUUUUGAAUGCAUUCUCUCCGAUUAUCGCCGAAGCCAUGGCCAUCGCUUAUAAAGGAGCCUCAAAUGAGAUCCAGCAAAAACUUCGACGUGUGGUGGAGGUUUGGAGACAGCGUUCCAUCUUUGAACAGCCCAUUCAGGAAGCUGUCGAAGCUCGGGUCGAGGAAUUGGACAGAUCCCGUUCUUCGGGUAAAAAGCCACUGCUCGGAGGUUCCCUCUUCUCUAGCUCUUCUGGAUCUGUACCGCCAGAGCUUCAACCUCUCGUACCGCUUCAGGUCGCUCUUUCUAAGGCCGCAGUAUCUUCCAGCGCCUCAGUUAGCGCUGCGAAUGCAGAAUACGAGAAGAUGAAUGAUCCUAACACACCUGUUCCGAUGCCGCCGGUCCAUGCUGCACGCCUGAGUCAGCUCUUGAAAUCACUAGCAAAUGCCGAAAGUUCGGUGUCUGAGAUCAUCAAAUCGCGUCAAGCUCUCAUUGACGGUCUGGAGAAACUGCUCGAUACCAAUCGUUCGGCACUUGAAAAAGAAAAAUCUCUAGUUUCUCAGCUUUCCGAGAGGAAAGCCGAGACGGAGACGAAAAAACGUGACGUUGAGGACGCAAUCAUGCGAGGCCUUUCUGCAGAGAAUGCACCCGGAACUCACAAUGGAGAAUCAGGAGUCCAAGACGCACCCCGUCCGGAGAUUGAGGGUCUGACGCCGCCCCCGGUGGAAUCGCUGACCCCCGUUGGGUCUCCAGUCCAGUCAUCAGCACCCGCGGAUGGAGCCCAGGAACCAUCAAGGCAGUCGUUUUCGUUGCCGCCGGCACAACAGGCUGGUGGAGUUGUUCCUGGCACAGAUCCUUCUAGCUUCACUUUGCCUCACAAUCCACCGCAUGACGACAGUUCCGCCAACGGUGUUAGUUCGAAGAAACGCAAGGUCGCCCAUAGCGAGGAGGACUACGCGCAGUUUGCGGGCGGCGACUUAGAUGCGGACGUGGCAGAACUGUUGAAGCAGGAAAGCCAACCGUAG
Messenger RNA from Rasamsonia emersonii CBS 393.64, 1143 nucleotides. Its product is annotated as DUF618 domain protein. Bases 1 to 1143 code for a protein of 380 amino acids. Gene Ontology annotation, cellular component: RNA polymerase II, holoenzyme. Gene Ontology annotation, biological process: mRNA 3'-end processing. NCBI's taxonomy places the organism in Eukaryota, Fungi, Ascomycota, Eurotiomycetes, Eurotiales, Trichocomaceae. Gene Ontology annotation, molecular function: RNA polymerase II complex binding. The transcript has 5 exons. The record is from RefSeq and is a predicted model, not a curated record.